Andrographis paniculata is the source of this 2309-nucleotide messenger RNA. Its product is annotated as probable disease resistance RPP8-like protein 2. NCBI's taxonomy places the organism in Eukaryota, Viridiplantae, Streptophyta, Magnoliopsida, Lamiales, Acanthaceae. Gene Ontology annotation, biological process: defense response to other organism. The record is from RefSeq and is a predicted model, not a curated record. Bases 767 to 1276 code for a protein of 169 amino acids. The transcript is spliced from 2 exons.
AGUUGUGGGAUUCGAUGAACAUGUCGAUGCAGUCGUGGAUUUGCUGACUAGAGAUGAAUCUGCUCUUCAAAUCAUCCCUAUCGUAGGCAUGGGUGGCAUUGGUAAGACUACUCUAGCUAAAGCUGUUUUCGAUAACCAAUGUAUUGUCGACCGCUUUGAUAGACGUGUUUGGCUUACAAUAUCAAAAGAGUAUAAUGUCCAGGACAUACUAUCAUGUCUUUCAAAUGAUGGGAAAGUUACAACACAUGAUGGAAAUUUUGAUCGGUUGAGGGAGGUGCUGUACAAAGAAUUAUUUAAUAGAAGGUAUUUGAUCGUCAUGGAUGACGUGUGGAGCGAGCAGGCUUGGUGUGACUUAAGAAUGUGUUUUCCAAACAACAAUAAUAAUAGAAGUCGGGUUAUCAUGACUACUCGGCUUGCGAAUGUGGCCAGAAGUUUGAGCCCUCAUAGCUCUUACUUGAUGACUUUUUUGGAUGAGAAUAAAAGUUGGAGUCUAUUUUGUCAAACUGUCUUUGCAAAGGAAAAUUGCCCAUAUCCAGAAUUAGAGAAAUUGCACGAGGGAUUGUAAGAAGUUGUAAAGGACUUCCUCUAGAAAUCGUUGUGAUUUCCAGGCUACUUGCAAAGUCUGACAUGUCUAAGAAAUAUUGGAAGUCUGUUGCAGACAAUGUCAUCUCUUAUGCUAAUCUGGAACACGGUGAGCAUUGCUUAAAAGAUAUUGUCUUUGAGUUAAGAGGACUUGACAAUCCAGCUCAAGCCGUGUUUCCUCUUUAUGAGCUCUUAUCCUGAAGAUCAUAGGAUUAGUGUUGAGGAACUAAUUCGGGUGUGGAUUGCUAAUGGAUUGAUAAGAGAAGUUGAUAGUAAAAGUCUGGAGGUCAGUGCUACAGAAUUCCUCCAAGAUCUUGUUGCCAGAAGUCUUGUUUUUAUGCGAGAGACAGGGAUGUCUGGUCAAGAAUGCGGUAUUCAUGAUCUAUUUAGAGAAGUGUGUUUGAAAGAAUUUAACAAGGAGCAGUUUAUUGGAUCGCCAAAGGUGCAAUACACGAAUGGCAGUAGAUCACAAUGCUUUCUUUCUGCCGAGGAAACUCCCCAUGGAGGAGAUGCUACAGACUAUUCCCUGGAAUUUGUUCUUUUAUCCCAAUCACCAUCAUCACCAUCUUCAAGAGUAAUUCAUCGAUCCGUUUGUGGUGCUUGCAGAGUGAUGUAUUCACAUGUUGAAGGGGCAAGGCUUGAGGAGAAUGAUGAUCAGCUAGCAUCUCCGCAUUUUACUCAAGUGCGAUUCUAAAACUAUUCUUGGACAAGCGAAUCGUUUUCACGAAUGAAAUAUGGGAAAUGCCACAGCUCAGGCAUAUCAUUUCCAACAGGGCAGGCUUCAUGUUGGCACAAGUUUCUGCAACUCAACUUGAGGGGGAAAGCUUCAUUAUUCUCAGAAACCUGGAGGCCCUUUCCGGAAUAUGGGAUUUCAAGUGCACCAAAGAUGUCAUCGACAAAAUUCCUGAUGUAAAAACAUUGGGAAUGGUGUACAGCGAAGAGUUUGAAGCAAGUAGGGAUCAUUCUCUUUGUAAUGUUGAGUCAUUAAAAAUAAUAUAUGCUCUAGAUAACAUUGCCUUUCCCAAGUCUCUUAAUUAAAGAGCUGUGUCUGGCACACUACAUACGCAAAAUUCCUUGGAGUGGUAUGUCGAUCAUUGACUCAUUACCCAAGCUUGAGAAACUUGAAUUGAUUCGGGCAACUGAAGGGUCUGAAUGGAAUCCAGUUGACGGUGAAUUUCUUUGAUUGAAAGAAAUGAAGAUUGUGUGUACAAAUCUCAUGCAAUGGAUAGCUGAUAAGGAACACUUCCCUACUCUUCGAGCUGCCUGAACUAAUAUUUUUAACUUCAUUGGAAGGGAAUCCCAUCGGGAAUUGGAGAUAUUCCACCGUUACGUAGAAUUUAAUUGCAAGGAUGUAGUAGGUCUGCUAUCAAUUCGGCACAUCAAAUAUGGGAGGAACAACAGAGCAUGGAAAAUGACACCGUUGACAUUCUAGUCUGGAGUGGCUCCAAGGACUACUCAAUCAGUGAUUUUAUGUCAAAGUAAAUGCAAAAGAGACAAGUUCAAAGAUGAAGAUUGAGAAUUUAUGACAUGAGAACCCACAGUCGCUACCCGAAAGUGCACACUGGGUAAACCCCCGGACGAACCUAAUACUCUGCAAAUCAGGCCCGACGGGAAAGUCACACUAGGCGAACCAUGUGUGACAAGUGACCUGAGGUGUCGGGGGUUUGAACCCAUGACCUCACGGUCACAACUCCAACCCCUACACCACUAGCGCAUCCCUUACGGGA